AUGUCGGUGGAGUCGUUUGAGACUACGGCGUCGGGGUGGCAGCGACGAGAACCCUUCACCGUCACCGUGACCAAGCGCGAUGAGGACACCCUUGGCAUCGCCUUUGCUUGCCUUCCUGGCAACCAAGGCAUCUUUAUUCGUGACGUGCGGCCGGGCAGCGCAGCGGAUCGGAGCGGGCUGCUGGCGAUUGGCGAUGUGAUUACGGCGGUCAACUCGCUCCCGCUGACACAGCCAACACGCGCACAAGUCGAGCAGGUCUUCGCCACCUCUGGCAACGUGCUGGAGCUCACCAUCGCCGGCUUUGUGUCCCCUGAAGCCAUGGACUCCUAUCUGGAGUCACAAGGCAUGGCCGCGAGCGACCAGUCAUCCGGCAGCAUGGUUGGCUUUUGCGUCUCCCUUCUCAAGGCCGUGCUUGCCUUGCCCGUCCUGUUCAGCAUCUUCCUGCUCUCGGUCUUCGAGGGCUUCUCGCGUGUUGUUCUCUGGAACACGCGCAAGCUCCUCGACUCCAACCUCUCCGAUCAACGCGCCGACCCAGACAACUUUCUCUUUGACAUCAUGAUGGCCAUCUGGUAUGGGUUUGUGUUUCCUUCGAGCGACUACGGCUUUGCGAGGCGUGUUCGGUCUCACCCGGAGGAGGAGAUUGCGGCUUUGACACAGGAGAGCUUGCCUGGUGGGAUGACGGAGAAUCUAGCGGCACCGUCGCCGCAGAGCACGCAGGUCACGUCGGUCAGCCCUGCGUCGGGCUGGAGGAGCGAUGCCGACAGCCGUUAA
Molecule: messenger RNA, 771 nt
Organism: Salpingoeca rosetta
Lineage: Eukaryota; Choanoflagellata; Craspedida; Salpingoecidae
Exons: 4
Coding region: 1-771 (256 amino acids)
Molecular function (GO): protein binding
Source: RefSeq, a predicted model, not a curated record